Molecule: messenger RNA, 3556 nt
Organism: Panicum virgatum (switchgrass)
Lineage: Eukaryota; Viridiplantae; Streptophyta; Magnoliopsida; Poales; Poaceae
Exons: 6
Coding region: 452-3349 (965 amino acids)
Molecular function (GO): zinc ion binding; nucleic acid binding
Source: RefSeq, a predicted model, not a curated record
CAAAAUUUGCCCAGAGACACCGUUAAAAGCAUGGCUUUGCCAAAGACCACUAAAAAAUUACAUCCCUGCCGAGAGACACUGUAAAAUCAGUUGCAUUGGCUGGAAGACACCAGAACUAAUAUUAUAAUCAACUUAAUUGGGAAGUGAUAGGAAAUGACACUUUUACCCUCCUACCUUAUCCUCCUGUCCACGAGACUUCCUCCUCCCGUCCAACACAACAUCGCAGGCUGCGGCCCUCCUCGCGGCCACACCAACAGGCGGACGGCCGAUCUCCCCGGCGGCCGGCCCUUCGCCGGCAGCGGCCACGCCGGCGGCAGGCCUCCCCAGCACGCAGCUCUCCUCGGCACGCGCGACUCGCUCCACAGAGGCCCUCCCCCCCCUCCCGUAGAGUGCAGCUGCGCCACUCCGUCGCCGCCCCUUCUGAGCGGCCAAAUCCGACGGCUGCCGCAAGAUGGAGGCUCCACGAUACCUCAGCGACAUUUUCCCACAGGAGGCGGCCGGCCUUUCGUGGAUUCCUGAUGGGAUGGAUCCCAAUUCGUCCUACAGGCUUGCUGUUCGUGUAGGCGCUUAUGUUAAAAUUAAUGAUGAUGGCAGUCGUGAGUAUUGUGAGGCUCUUAACAUUGCUAAGAUCUUAGACAGGGAUAUCUCGAAUUGGGAUGAUAUGCUAAAUGAACUUGCAACAGACAUUAACCUAGGGUGUAACCACAAGUUGCGUGUCACCUAUUGGGACAAAAUGAGUCGUAACUAUGAAGAAAUUACAUCUGAUCAGAAAUUGUUGCAUGCAAUUGACAUGUAUUGGGAGAUAAGAAGACUCUCAUUGCAAGUGUGUGUUAUCAAAAAGAAUGAUUCUGAAUUUAUGCAUGAUGUUGGGCGGCAGGAGAGCAUGCCUUGUGUUUUACAAGGAAGCACUGAUGCCCCAGCCAAACAAAUUAAUGCCCAACCUCCACUUGAAAUUGCAUCACCUCUUCUGGAGUUGCAAAAUCAGAAUAGUGCUGCAGUGCCUUGGGUGGAUGAUGAUAUAGAGUAUGUCGGUUUGGAUGAUGAGGAUCCUUUCAAAACUUUGCUUUCUGAUUCAUCCGAUUCUGAAAAUAAUGGUGAUGUGGAGUGUGUUGGCUUGGAGGACGAUCUAGUUGUUGACGAUGCAUGGGGUUGUGAGACUAUUAUCCAUGUGACUGACUUAGACAACCCAACAAUAGCAGUUGGUAUAAUUUUUGGGGAUGGUGAUACUUUCAAAAAGGCUAUUAGACAAUAUGCAAUAAAAGGUGAAUAUGAAAUUGCAGCUGCCUAUUCUGAGUCGACAAGGUAUCGUGGUUAUUGCAAAGCUGAAGGGUGCAAGUGGAAGAUACAUGCUUCCAAGAUGCAAGGUGAAAGUACAUGGAAGAUAAAGAAGAUACCAUUUGAACACACUUGUCACAGCACCGGAAAAGUUGAGAAGAAUAGCAUGGCAACCAACCACUGGGUCAGGGACAGGGUUCUUAAUUGGCUUACAAAGGAUCCUACAAUUGGAGCUGCAGCAUUGAAGAAAAGACUGGAAGAAGAGUAUCACUUGCAGCUGUCAUAUUAUGUAGUGUGGGAUGGUAGAAAUAUGGCUUUAGAACAACUCAAAGGCAAGUGGGAUGAUAGUUUUGAGCAUGCUUUCAGUUUCAAGGCUGAGGUGGAGACAACCAAUCCAGGCAGUUUGGUGGAUAUUGAAUAUGAGCAAGUUGGAAAUAAGAUGAGAUUUACAAGAAUGUUUGUUGCCCUGAAAUCUUGUGUGGAUGGUUUCCUGAAUGGUUGCAGGCCAUUUCUCGGUGUGGAUUCUACCCAUUUGACUGGAAAAUGGAAGGGUCAACUUGCAUCCGCAACUUCUAUUGAUGGGCACAAUUGGAUGUUUCCUGUGAGUUAUGGUGUAUUUGGAUCAGAGACAACUGAAAAUUGGUUAUGGUUUUUCAGCAGACUUCAUCAAGCUAUUGGAUCACCUCCAGGUCUAGUGAUCUCAACAGAUGCAGGCAAAGGAAUUGAUUCAGCUGUUACACAAGUCUUCAAAAAUGGGGUGGAACAUAGAGAGUGCAUGAGGCACUUAGUCGCAAAUUUCCAAAAGCGAUUUCGAGGUGAGGUCUUCGAGAAGCACUUAUGGCCAGCAUGUAGAGCUUUUCAAAGGCACAGGUUUGAAGAGCACUACGAUCUGAUGUAUGAAGCCUGUCCUGAAGCUAUGAAGUGGAUACAUGAAAACCAUAAGCACCUUUGGACAAGGCAUUUAUUCUCUGAGGCAAGCAAAUGUGACUAUGUAACAAAUAACAUAGCUGAAACAUUCAACAGCUGGAUCAGGCAAGAAAAAUCCCUACCUGUAAUUGAUCUUAUGGAUAGGAUAAGACAGCUAUUGAUGCAGAAAAUGUUCUUGAGAAGAAAAAUUGCACGGAAGCUUAAAGAUAAGAUGUUGCCUAACAUCAUGAAGGAUCUCAACUCAAGGAGUAGGGGGCUGAAAUAUAUGUGGAGGUAUUCACACAAAGAUGGUGGUCAAAAUGAUGAGAUGUUAGGUGAAGUCGAAGGUGUUACAAAGGAUCUAGUUCAUUGGAGGCAUACUGUUGAUCUUCAAGAGAGGAAGUGUACCUGCAGGCGUUGGCAAGUUACUGGUCUUCCAUGUACACAUGCCUUGUGUAUUAUCACCUCAAUUCGAGGUUGUAAUAUCGAAGGCUAUGUUCAUGAGUACUACUCUGUUGCCAAGUUCAAGAAAGCCUAUGAGAAGAGUGUGAAGCCAAUGACAGAUAGCAAACAAUGGCCUAAAGUUGACCCUGGGUUUAAGUUGUGGCCUCCAAUUCUAAAGAGGGCAGCAGGAAGACCAAGGAAGAGAAGGUACAAAUCAGCUGCAGAAGGAGGAACUGUAAGAAGAACCACAAAAUGCACAAGAUGCAAACAGUUUGGACAUAUGGCAAAAACAUGCAAUGAAUACGUAUAUGAUUCUGAUGCCCCACCACCUGCUCCUCCAAAGCCAAAGAAAAAGCGAGGCAAGAAAAGUGUCACUGUAGUACCAUCUAGUGUUGUUGCCUCGCUGCAAGAACAACCAUCACGUGCUGAUCCAUUCGCUACACCAACUAGAGCCAUCAGUUGUGCUUCUACACCAAGCCCUGUGACAAGAAGCAUGUCAAGGAAGUUGUUGGAACUAGAGCCAUCUACACCAACUAGAGCAAUCGCUACAGUUUCUACACCGAGCCCUAUGACAAGGAGCCGCAAAAGGAUACUAGAACUUGAAGACAUCAUAGAGCCAGUUGCUUCUCAAACCACAUCUCCAGUUGCUAUUGAGAAGGGAAAGGCAAAAAAAAUUGAAGGUUGUCAGGUCCAGGAAAAAUUAGAGUGUGCUGAAAAAACAUGAAGGCAAUAUUUUGGAGCACUAUAGCUCAAAUUAUGUUAUUUUCUAUUGCUGCACUUGCUAGGGAAAUGUGGCUGAAACAUGUGAUGUAUUUGCUGUCAAAUGUGGCUGAAACCAUGUCAUUUUGUAUUGCUGAAUCUGAUACUUAAAUAUUGAUGAACCAUGUAUUUUCUAUUGUUGGAUAUGCUCCCGUUGCAGCUAAUAGAUCUA